Molecule: messenger RNA, 964 nt
Organism: Rosa rugosa (rugosa rose)
Lineage: Eukaryota; Viridiplantae; Streptophyta; Magnoliopsida; Rosales; Rosaceae
Exons: 4
Coding region: 59-568 (169 amino acids)
Biological process (GO): endoplasmic reticulum to Golgi vesicle-mediated transport
Cellular component (GO): TRAPP complex
Source: RefSeq, a predicted model, not a curated record
GGCUCUAAAUACCAAAGAGAUUUCCGAUCAGAUUUGGAAACGGAGAAGAGAGAGAGAGAUGCAAUUCUUCGGCGGAACAGAGAUAAGCCCGUCGCUGCCGGCGGCGACGGCGUCGGGAAACAACGGGCACAUGAUGUACGUCUUCAACCGCAACGGCGUCUGCUUGCUCUACCGAGAAUGGAACCGCCCUCUCCACACCCUCAACGCUCAACAAGAUCACAAGCUCAUGUUCGGCCUCCUCUUCUCCCUCAAGUCCUUGACCGCUAAGAUGGACCCCACCGCCGUGGAGAAAGGGAACCUAGGAGUGCCUCAAUUGCCCGGUCAGGGCUGUUCGUUUCAUAGCUUUCGGACCAAUACCUACAAGCUUAGCUUCAUGGAGAGCCCUUCUGGUAUAAAGAUUAUAUUGAUUACGCAUCCUAGGACUGGGGAUUUGCGGGAGUCUUUGAAGUACAUUUACAACUUGUAUGUUGAGUAUGUUGUGAAGAACCCACUCUAUACUCCUGGAACUCCUAUUAGGUGUGAGCUAUUUAAUACAACUCUUGACCAAUAUGUAAGGAGCAUUUCUUAGAAGCUCAAGGUAACAUUUGAUCACCAGUGUUGCAGUAUCUAAUUGCUUGUACUUUUGUGAGAUUUUUUUUUGUGUCUCUAAGAGGAGGGGAAAGAGCAUGUCAAAGUAUAACCUGUAUGUAACUGCUUCAUUUUGGCAACAUCAGCCUUUUCCCAGCCUGAAGCAGAUGGACAUUUUGUUCUAGAUCCAGUUUAUGGAAAGUACCUAUGUAGUGGAGUUUGCUUGCAUUUAUUUUUCGAAUUUCACAAUGAUAAAUGCUCUAAACUUGUCGCCUUAGGUGUUCUAUGGCAUCAUGUAAUAUCAUAUUUGUUUAUGAUAAAUUUAUUUAUCUAGAGUGCAUUUUUGAAUUUCACAGGACUUACAAAUGAAUACUAAGGAUAAAUUCUUCUAGUUUCU